This is a messenger RNA of Sitodiplosis mosellana (orange wheat blossom midge), 1539 nucleotides long. It is a transcript of the gene Pis, whose product is annotated as CDP-diacylglycerol--inositol 3-phosphatidyltransferase. NCBI's taxonomy places the organism in Eukaryota, Metazoa, Arthropoda, Insecta, Diptera, Cecidomyiidae. Bases 156 to 833 code for a protein of 225 amino acids. Gene Ontology annotation, biological process: phosphatidylinositol biosynthetic process. Gene Ontology annotation, cellular component: Golgi apparatus; membrane. Gene Ontology annotation, molecular function: CDP-diacylglycerol-inositol 3-phosphatidyltransferase activity. The transcript is spliced from 6 exons. The record is from RefSeq and is a predicted model, not a curated record.
CAAACUCAUACAUUGAAAUCAGUGUGGCCGAUGACAGUCUCUAUUUUCGGAGUAAAUAACAUCGAAUGAUUUUCACUUGCAUUGUAUUUGUGCUAUUCCAGAAGAAAAAUUGUUGAAAUCUUGUAAAUCGUUUGAAUAAAAAUAAAAACAAAACAAUGACUGAAGUGGCUGAAAAGGAGAAUAUUUUCUUAUUCAUUCCAAAUUUGAUUGGCUAUGCCCGAAUCUUCUUGGCAAUCGUCUCAUUCUAUUUCAUGCAAACGAAUUAUAUCGUUGCCGGAUGGUGCUAUAUAAUCAGCGCACUGUUGGAUGCUAUCGAUGGGCACGCAGCGCGUGCAUUUAAUCAAAGCACCAAAUUUGGUAGCAUGUUGGAUCAGUUGACAGAUCGUUGUGGAACAAUGGGCUUGUUGGUCACCUUGAGCUACUUUUAUCCGCGCUACAUGUUCUGGUUCCAAAUCUCAAUGGUCAUUGACAUUGCAUGCCACUGGAUCUAUUUGCAGGCUUCGACUAUGCAAGGGAAAACAUCACACAAAUUCUUUGAUCCAAAUGAGAAUUUCAUCAUGCGUCUCUACUAUCAGAAAGAUGUGCUCACAUUCAUGUGCUUCUGCAACGAAAUGUUCUACAGUGGAUUGUACUUACUUCAUUUCACCACUGGACCCACAUUGCUCGGCAUUUCCAUCUUCAAAGUUCUCACAGUGAUUGCAUUCCCAGUCGCUGUAGCCAAGAGUGGAAUCUCAUUGUUACACGCCUAUGUGGCUGCUCAGAAUAUUUCAAUCAUCGACCAGAAUGAGCGUGAAGAGGCUCGCAAACGUAAUUUGGCUAAAAAACCAGAAUAAGCCAGCCGUCAUGUGUGUCAUCCAAUCAAUUAAUUUAGAAAACUAAAACACUAACACAUGUCAUAAUAUGAUAUAUAUGAUUUGAGAACCCUCUUUCAUUGAUGUUGUACGUUCUUUUGAACCAAAUUUAUUUAUAAUCAUUGUUUUGUUACGUUGUCAAUGCAGUUAAAGAAGAAUAUUCUCAACACUCUCAAGCCGAACCAAAAAGUCGGCUAAACUGAGGCAUGAAUCUAAAGAAUUUCAGAAAGCUAAUUACCAGAAAUGGUCAUUAUUAGUCAUUCCAGUAAUUCAGUUACUUAAGAUAAGUUGCUAAGUAAGACCAAAUGAUUGGAAUCUAAUUUGAACCCAAGAAAAAUUGACAAUUGUUGUGAAAAUAAGAUUACGUAUAUAAUCUAAACUCGAUGAAUUGCAGUUCAUAGAAAAUGAAUGACAUCAAAAUGUUCACUCAAAAUCAAAUUAGCGAUGUCCAAGUAAACCAUCAAACAACUUUGAUCCAAUUGAUUCCGUGAUGGAGUAUUAUUUUGAGUGAUUUAGUUUUGGAAAUAUUUAUAUUCAAUGCCAAAAAAAAAUCUUGUGUGUAAUCCGUCAGAAGAAAUUAACUGAAAUGUAUAUUUAUAAUAAUACUUUAAUGGCAUUUACACGCCCUAUUCUUAGUUUGGAAUUGUAAAAGUAAUAGAAGAUGCAAAAAUAAAUGUUGGAAAAUGUA